Molecule: messenger RNA, 732 nt
Organism: Salvia splendens (bonfire salvia)
Lineage: Eukaryota; Viridiplantae; Streptophyta; Magnoliopsida; Lamiales; Lamiaceae
Product: AT-hook motif nuclear-localized protein 9
Exons: 5
Coding region: 1-732 (243 amino acids)
Molecular function (GO): minor groove of adenine-thymine-rich DNA binding
Source: RefSeq, a predicted model, not a curated record
AUGGAUGUUAGCGGCGUCAGAAACAGCAUUCCGACGGAGGCAGAACACGACGGUUCAUUAGUUGCUGCGGCGAUGAUAGAGGUGGCAGUGGAGAACGGCGGCGGGUUUAGGGAAAAGAGGAAGAGAGGGCGGCCGAGAAAACAGCUGGGAGGAGGAAUCCAGCCGGAAUUUAGAGUGGUGGCGGAGGAUUCCGGGGGGCCACAAAAGCGCGGUAGAGGCCGCCCUAAGGGCUCCGGUAAAUGGCAAAUCUUGGCCGCCUCUUUUGACAUAAAGGGUGGAAGCAAUUUCUCACCUUACAUAAUCGACGUUGAGGCAGGAGAGAACAUUGCUGAAAGGAUUAGGUCAUUUUCGGAGAGGACUUGUGAUUCAGCCGAUUUUAGUAUUAUUCGCCUAAAUGGAUCGCAUACAUAUAAUGAAAAAGGAGGUGCCAAACUCUGCCUUUUGAGCGUUCACCUGGCGGAUUCCCAUAAUAACUUCUAUGGCGGCGCAGUUGCCGGCUCACUUAUCGCUGCCGGCCCCACUCAGAUUAUAGUUGGUAUAUUUAGGCAAAACUUGAAGCAGAAAGCAAGAGUAAGGUCACCAAACAACAACAUUACUAUUACUUCAAAUGAGAAUGGGAAUGGCACAGUUGAAGUUGGAGUGGGAGCAGAGAAGGAGGAAGGGGGGGCUAUGGCAAUCAUCAACGUCUCUGCGCCACACUUUAAAUCUUUUCAACCUCCAUCUUAUGUUUGA